AUAAAAUGCACACAUACAGUUUUGGAAUCGGCGGAGAACGGUGCAGCAGCCGCACCAUGUACACACUUAAGGUAGCAGUAGUUAUUCUCGCCAUCGUAGCUCUGUGCUCCGCGGACGCAGAUCCCGACCCGAAGAAGUCGACCAAGAAAUCAGAGAAGACAUCGGUGAAAACCCCGAAACCAGCCACGAAAAAUGACAAAGAAAAUAGCUCCAAAACUCAAAAGAGAGGACUGUAUCCAGACCCACACCUAGGCUCGGCCUAUGAGGUACCCGAGGUCGUACCUCAGUAUAGUCCGGGAGAGCACUUGGCUGUAGCCCAUGACCUGGGGUUGUAUGGUGGUGUCUACGCUCAGCAUCUGGAACCUCACGCCCCUGUUGUCGCCACGUACGCUCCUGCUUACGGUUUUGGCGGACAUCACCAUGGAGAAUACACUUCAUACGGCCACGGAUACUUGGGUGGAUUCCCCGGAGGUCUGAAGGGUCUUGAAGCUCUCCUGGGUGGAGUAAAGAUUGAGGAAGGAAUCAUCAGAGUCAAGACCAUCACUACCCAUGUGCCUGUCCCAGUGCCUCACCCCGUGCCUGUAGAAGUCAUCAAGAAGAUACCCGUGCCGAUUCACCAUCCAGUGCCCGUCGAUGUUCCCAGAGCAGUUAAGGUGGAGGUUCCCCAGCCUUACCCCGUCGAGGUGCCCAAACCUUACCCUGUGGAAGUCCCUAAGCCAGUCCCCCACCCGGUACCACAUCCCGUGGAGGUGCGCGUUGACAAACCUUACCCCGUCGAGGUCCCAGUCCCUUACAAGGUAGAGGUUCAUAAGCCAGUGCCUGUGCCAGUCCCUCAUCAUGUGGAAGUUCACAAACCUGUAUUCUACCAGGAGCCUAAGAAGACCUACGCACCUGCUCCUAUCUAUAAGUCUUACGCUCCUGCGUACACACCUGUAGCCUACAAAUCCUACGCCCCUUCCUAUGUUUCUCCUUCUUACGCUCCUAAAGCCUACGCACCUUCCUAUGUUUCUCCUUCCUACGCUCCUCGUGUAGUUUCUAUUCCCAAAAAAUGUGACGACGUCACCUACGACCACUUGGUUGCUAAGGACAUCUUUUCUGUUUCUUCCCCCUCCUAUGGUAAGGGAGUUUAUGCACCAACCGCACCAGCUUAUCAACCCACAGUAGCUUACUCUAAGCCGUCCUAUGACUACGGGUACUCCGCUCCUGUCCCUUCAUACCCUAAGGUGCCCUCAUACCCAAAGGUACCUUCUUACCAUGAAGUACCCUCAUACCCUAAGGUGCCCUCUUACUCUGAAGUACCCUCAUACCCAAAGGUUUCCUACCCUAAGGUCUCCGCCCCCGCCUACGGUCCAUCAUACACCUCUGGUUACGGCAAGGUGGCUACAUCCUAUGUUGGAAUUCACACCCAUGGAGGAUACCAGAGCUCUGUAGAUCAUCAUACUCACUAUUAAAAAGGACUGUAUGAAACCAGCAUUCCAUAGUUACCAUCAUCACAUUAAAUAUUUAUAUCAUCAGUUGUACAUAAUUGUGUCUACAGUUGUUUUGUAAAAUAUUGUAAUAUUAUAACAUUCAAACUA
This is a messenger RNA of Macrosteles quadrilineatus (aster leafhopper), 1577 nucleotides long. Its product is annotated as adhesive plaque matrix protein-like. The coding region runs from base 6 to 1451 and encodes 481 amino acids. The transcript has 6 exons. NCBI's taxonomy places the organism in Eukaryota, Metazoa, Arthropoda, Insecta, Hemiptera, Cicadellidae. The record is from RefSeq and is a predicted model, not a curated record.